This is a messenger RNA of Chara braunii, 3060 nucleotides long. NCBI's taxonomy places the organism in Eukaryota, Viridiplantae, Streptophyta, Charophyceae, Charales, Characeae. The record is from the annotation of a GenBank genome assembly.
UGUUAUUAAACAAGUAUUUACUCAGUAAUUUUGGCUAUAAAUAUCCGAUUUUUUUGACCAUGUGUCAUAUGACCGCGUGCGCCUUGCUGAGCUACGUCGCCAUCGCCUGGAUGAAGGUGGUCCCCAUGCAAUCCGUGAGAUCGAGGUCCCAAUUCCUCAAGAUUGUGGCUUUAAGUGCCAUUUUCUGCGCCUCCGUUGUCAGUGGAAACAUCUCUCUUCGAUUUAUUCCUGUCUCUUUUAAUCAAGCCAUUGGCGCGACGACUCCUUUCUUCACCGCUGUGUUUGCUGUGCUUUUGACAAUGAGGAGGGAGGCCUGGCAGGUGUACACGGCUCUGAUACCCGUCGUGCUGGGAGUGAUUCUCGCGAGCGGGGGUGAGCCUACAUUUGUUUGGUAUGGCUUCCUGAUGUGUUUGAUAGCAACGGCGGCACGCGCACUGAAGUCUGUUCUCCAGGGCAUAUUAUUGUCGUCAAAUGAUGAGAAGCUGAACUCCAUGAAUCUGCUGCUGUAUAUGGCACCUGUCUCCGUCGUAUUGCUGCUUCCCGCAACGCUGUGGAUGGAGGGCAAUGUGUUAGGGAUAACCAUUCGCCUAGCGCACGAGUCUGGAGCGAUUGUGUUUUAUCUCCUUGCGAACUCUACUUUGGCGUAUUUCGUCAAUCUUACCAACUUCUUAGUCACCAAGCACACAAGCCCCCUCACUCUGCAGGUACUUGGGAAUGCGAAGGGUGCAGUUGCGGUCGUGGUAUCGAUCCUACUUUUCCGGAACCCAGUCUCUGUUGCAGGCAUGGUGGGGUAUAGCAUCACUGUCGGAGGUGUGCUUUUGUACAGUUAUGCCAAGAGACAGUACAAGUGAUCUGGCCGCAGUUGGUAGCGCGUCGGAUGAUGAGGGUAGCAACAGUUUUGAUUGCUCGCUUGACGAGGUGUCGUUCAAAACAGUCAGACAGAAGUAACAAGUGCGGGGAGGCCCGGUGGGAACGGAGACGGCAACGACACCUUGGAAAGGAGUGCGUCCGCAUGUUGACACGGGGCAAUCGCGGAAGCGUAGGAUCCGUCCGUAGUUUGCGGCCAGGACACGGAAGGUUGGUGGUAUGGCUGCAACGAUUGGCCAAUGCCAACUCGGAAGGAAUUUGGAUAAGCAUCAUAAUCAUUUUUUUUUUGUGACUUUUUCACUUUUCUUUUUUUGGUUUGGCAGCUUGCACGCAGCGCAGGCAGUAAGUAUGUCGUGUCGACCGUCGAAAGAUUGUUCCGCCUGUUGUCCCUUGCGUGGGUUUCGGCUGCAAGCCUCCUACGCACAGAUGGCCUUCCGCUUCUGACGAGUGGCGAACAUGUCUGCGCGAGACGUGUUGCCAGAGGCCUGGGAGUCGUUCGUCGUUCAAGAGAGAGCUGUAUCUCCGCUCUCUCUUUUUCUUCAUAAGGCUAUUAGCCAUUAUUCCAUGACUGUCCUGUCUUCCCUGAAGGGACCAGGAAAUGCCUUUGUAACACUGACACUAACAGUUCCAGUUCCAGUUCCAGUUCCAGUCCCAAGUUCCAGUUCCAGUGUGUUGUAGGAUUGGUGGCGGCGCGGUGAUGAGUGUUGGGGGCAAUAAAGGAAGGACGAAGUCCGACGAUGCUACAAGAUCUGUAGAGGAGGGGGAUUCCUGUCUGCGGUUGUGACCGACGAGGGGCUUGAUUCGGCUGGGGACUGACUCACGCCGUCGUUCCUUCCUUCGGUCGAGUUGUGGGCAAGGAGGUGGAGAGAGAGAGAGAGUUUGUUCCAACGAGGGGGGGGGGGGGCAUGAGAAUGCGGAAAUUGCGAGGAGUAGGUCAUCAAGCUGUUUUGCAUGUUGAUGACCCAUUGGGAGAUCAAGUUGGGUGAUCGAUGCGGUGAUAGUCAGCGGGCGGGCGGGUCCGCAAAGGUAGGGUUUUACUUUUCCUUCCCGGAGGACGAGAGGUGGAGUUCCGCUUUGUGUCGAUCGUGUCAGUCUGUACCUCAGCCAAUGCUGAUCGUCUGCUCGUGACUAAAUGCUGAAGUCGUGAGCGCAGAUGGAAAACCUGUACAAGGUCAGUUUUGCCGGCAGGUGAUAGUCAAAGAAUGAGUCGGCGAGAUGAAAAACGUUUUUGCUGAGCUCUGCGGGAGUGUGGAGGCGGUCAUAGCAGUUUGAGAAUGCAAACUGGGCCCCUAUGGCACUGGGCCCAUGGGACUGGACCCAUGGGCAAGAUGUCCCAAAGAAAUUUGAAUUUGGUCAGUUGAGGGAGGCAGGCGGGGCAGGGGGAGGGGGGCGGGACGCCGGGAGCGAUUGGGAAAUUAUGCAACUCUGUGUGGGGCUCUGCAAGACUCUGGAUAUGACCGACGUUGGAGCCAACGUUUAUGCGAUUUGAUCUGAAGAUUCUUUCUACGCUCUUCGGGACUGGAGGAAAGGUGGUUGGCAUUGUCAAUAUUUUCCCAGACGAUAGGAGCGAUGCUCUAUCGUCCUCCCUUUUUUUUUUUUAAAGUCCUGAAAAUGGGAUGACCCCUGCUCUCUGACCCUGUGUCAGGAAGCAGUAGUACUGCUUACUCUUCUGGUCUCAGCUUGAUGGGAGUGAAAUUGAAUUAAGUCAAUUUAAUUGGUCAUGCCUUGGAUUAACAAAUGCCCACAAUGAAAUGCUGGAAUACCUUUGAAGCACAACUACAGAUUUGGACUGUAGGCUGCUAUCCCUUUAUAUGAAGUGAAAGCUGGUGAUGAAGAGUUUUGAAGGCUUUGCUAAUCUUUGGAAAUGUAUGUGGCUGACGUCUCUCCGCAUGCCAAAAGCUAGGGUAGCGCUAAGGAAGGGAGAAGGAAAAGGAGAGGAAGAUGUGUGUGUGUGUGUGAGCGUGCGCGCGCACGCAGGGGAGAGAGAGAGAGAGAGAGAGAGAGAGAGAGAGAGAGAGAGGAAGGUCUGUGCAGCCGCCAUCUAUUUUUCCACGGAACUGACGUCUAUUUCGCAAGGUGAAAAGCUUUGACAGCUGUUCGGCUUGGAAUUGUCGAUCAUUCGGUUCUUCCACCUGGUCAUGCUGUGUGUCCCUGUGCAAGACCAGUGGUGAAAAAUAAAGCCAUGAUUCUUGU